Molecule: messenger RNA, 558 nt
Organism: Brassica napus (rape)
Lineage: Eukaryota; Viridiplantae; Streptophyta; Magnoliopsida; Brassicales; Brassicaceae
Product: F-box protein DOR-like
Exons: 1
Coding region: 1-558 (185 amino acids)
Source: RefSeq, a predicted model, not a curated record
AUGUCAUGGAGAACGAUUGAAUGUGGUACACCUCAUUCGCCUAGUUCUGGUGGUGUAUGCAUCAGUGGUGUUUUGUACUACAAAGCUGCUGAUCAAUUACUUUCCAAAGCUUCUAUGAUUGUAUGCUUUGACGUUAGAUCUGAGAAGUACAACUAUGUUAGAGUUAGAGAAAGUUCCAUUGGAGCAGUGGAUACUACAACAACUCUGAUAAACUAUAAAGGUAAAUUGGCUUCACUUAUGAUGGAAAGGUCGUAUAGCUUUUGGAGCAGUAUAAGUUUUGACAUGUGGGUUCUACAAAACCCCGACAAACAAGAAUGGUCGAAGCAUACUUACAAGUUUCCCAUCUUGAGUAAUGAAGUUAGAGAGGACACGUUAUACUCUGUUAGAGUGACUGGUACAAAUGAAAUUGUGUUAUUUCCCAAAUAUGUAUCCGACCCUUUUUAUAUUUUUUACUACAAUCUCCAGAGGAAAACUAGCAGAAGUGUUGAAAUCCAAGGAAUACGAGGGAAAAAGGUUUACACUUUUCUCGACCAUAUAGAGGACGUGAAGCUUAUGUAA